CAUGGAUGAUGGCACUUUUCAUUUUUCUUGUGCUUGUUAGUCAAAUCUGUCAGGUGCCUGCUGUUAACAAUACUUCCAGGAUCAUCCAGCACACUGGGGUCAUGAAAGCUAAUGUUGGGCAGAAUGUGUUUUUAAAUUGCAUUUCUCAGAACGAUGCUGUAACUUUCUUCGCUUGGUAUCAGCAAAAAAUUGGCAGCAAACCUGUCCUUAUAUCAAGCUGGAGGCAAAAAGAAGAGGUGUCCAUUUUCUCUCCGUUCAAAGGGAGGUUUCGAGUCUCAACACAAGGUGAUGAAGGCACCAACAACCUCGUAAUCCAAAAUGUCAGCCUCUCGGAUUCAGCGACAUAUUACUGUGGGAUUUUACAGUUCAACAUAAUUGAAUUAGGAGAGGGGGCUUUCCUCCAUGUCCGGGCAUCACCGUCCAACAUCCGCCCCGUCCUCCAUCAGCCGCCGUUGGAGCGGUUUGGAGCGGGAGACUCUGUGAAUUUGAGCUGCACGGUGAAUGCCGGAGGAUGUGCGGGGGAGAAGAGUCUCUACUGGUUCAGACAUGGUGCUCCUCAGCUUUCACACAUACAUCGAAGUCUGGCCAAGUGUGGAUUUUCUCCCCAACGACCAGACAGAGAAUGCACCUUAAACCUCACUUUAAAGUCUUUGAGUUCCCCUGAUGCAGGGAUGUACUACUGUGCUCUAGACUCCUGUGGUGAACUCGUGUUUGGCAGUGGAACGAGAGUGGAGAUUGUAGGUCCCAGAGUUCCUCUUCUCCUGGUGUGUUGCCUGGGUGCAGCAUUGGCAGUUUUACUUGUUGUGCUGCUCGUGUUGGCUUUUGUUUUGUUUAAGUUGAUCAAGAAUUCUUGCUCUUUCUGCAAAGGAGUUAUUACUCAUCCAGCAUGUUCUGCAACUUCUGACAUCGUGAACCGAAACGCAGACGUCUGUUAUGCUGCGCUGAGUGUGACCAGAGCAAGUCAACGACCCCGUCACAAUGACAACGUGGAGAGCACUUGUCUUUACUCUGGAGUGAAAAUUAGAAAACACUGACGUGGAUUUUGCCUUACAGCUAAUUAUUUCUCAGUCCUGUCAAUCAUUUGCAAGAUAGCAACAUUUACGUGACUAAAUGUACGAUUUAAAACUCUGUUGAAAGAAAAUAAAACU
This is a messenger RNA of Pungitius pungitius (ninespine stickleback), 1148 nucleotides long. RefSeq lists its product as uncharacterized. Lineage: Eukaryota; Metazoa; Chordata; Actinopteri; Perciformes; Gasterosteidae. The record is from RefSeq and is a predicted model, not a curated record. The transcript is spliced from 5 exons. The coding region runs from base 6 to 1034 and encodes 342 amino acids. Gene Ontology annotation, biological process: response to bacterium.